UUUGACUAUGCAAAGCCGGUUAGAGUGUCAUCGUGCUAGGAAUAUUCAUCAUACUGAUUAAUUUCUAACAAGUGGCGGAACAGCAGAGGCCUCUACAUCUACGAAUACCAUCGAGUCAACGGAGACCAAUAAUUAAAACCAGUUUUGCUUUUCGUUUUUCGCGUGUUUGGAUCGCCUCAAGUCAAGGUCAUUCCAAACUGGAGACAAUCACCCCGAUCUGGCUGGUAUGCUGCAGUUGUGGGGAUGCAGUUUUUGAGGAGAUGCACUUUUAUGUUUAUACGAAUAUCAUGCAAAUGUGUGAGAUGAAUGAUGCAAACGGAACAGGCGAAGACAUGGGUAUGAUUCGAUCCAAUCGACGCCGUCACGCCGCCGACGGGGAUGUGCUCGUACUAUGUAUGCUACUACGCAGUCUUUUCCUGUUUCUCUUCACUAUCCACCACGCCGCACCGGACACUCCAUUCCAGAACAUAUUCGAUGACAUAAGCUUCCUGUUUCUCUAUGGAAAUCGAACCUCACGCAUACCGGAUACAACCGUGUUCCGCAAGGAGUAUGACUUCAUCGUGAUCGGAGCCGGCUCCGGGGGCUCCGCUAUGGCCAAUCGUCUCAGCGAGAAUCCCAACUGGAACGUGCUUCUGUUGGAAGUGGGAACCGAAGAAAAUCUUAUGGUCAAUGUACCGCUGACAGCUGGAUUAACGACUGCUACUAAAUUUAGCUGGGGAUACUGUUCGGCCCCGAUGAAGAACGCCUGCAAAGGCUUAGAAAAUGGCGUAUGCUACUGGCCCAAAGGUAGAGGUUUAGGAGGAACCAGUCUCAUUAAUUUUCUUCUCUAUGGAAGAGGGCACAAACGGGAUUAUGACGAAUGGGAACAAGCUGGAAACUAUGGAUGGAGCUACAAGGACGUUGUAAAAUAUUUCGAGAAAGCAGAGCAGAUAAAAGGGCGCAAGCCUAAUCCAGAAGGAUACGUGCAUAUCGAACAGACUUCAUUUGAAACACCCAUGUUGAGGCGUUUCAUCGCUGCAGGAAAAGCCUUCGGAUAUGAAGAAAUCGACCCAAAUGCCCCAGUUCAGCUGGGAUUCUACAAAGCAUUGGCGACCAUGAAGAACGGUGAACGCUGCAGCGCUUCCAGAGCUUAUCUUAGACCUGUCGCAAAUCGUCCAAAUUUGCAUAUCUCAAUGAAAUCAUGGGCAACCAAAAUUUUAAUUAACCCGGAAUUAAAAACUGCAUAUGGCGUUGAAUUUACAAAGGACAAGAAACGAUACCAGAUAAAGGUAACCAAAGAAGUCAUCCUGACAGCAGGAGCAAUCGCUUCUCCACAACUACUGAUGCUGUCCGGUGUUGGACCUAAGGAUCACCUAGAACAGCUUGGUAUUCCAGUGAUUCAAGAUUUAAAAGUUGGAUACAAUCUGCAAGACCAUACGACACUUUCAGGGCUGGUGUUUACGGUCAAUAAACCAGUGACUAUUCGCGAACGGGAUAUGAGAAGACCUGAAUUUAUCCUAAAUUACAUGAUCAACAGAAAAGGACCGUUCACGGUUCCGGGGGGCGCGGAAGGUAUUGCAUUCGUGAAAACAAACAAUUCCGACUUACCGUCCGAUUAUCCGGAUAUGGAGCUGGUGCUGGGAACCGGAGCCGUCAACAAUGACGAAUCAGGAUCUCUGCGACAUACCUUCGGUAUGACGAAGGAAUUCUACAGCAAAACCUACGGAUCGGCCAGAGGACAGCAUGCCUUCGGUAUAGCCCCAGUAUUAAUGCGCCCACGAAGCCGAGGUCGGUUGUAUCUGAAAAGUACAAACCCGUACCACUGGCCGCAUAUGGAGGGUAGCUUCUUUGAUCAUCCCAAGGAUAUGUCGACGAUGAUCGAGGGCAUCAAACUGGCGGUGCGAAUCGCAGAAUCCGAGAGCUUUGCACCAUAUGGAGCGAAGCUACUCGGGACACCGUUCUACGGGUGCGAAAAGGAACCCUUCCGUAGCGAUGCCUACUGGAAGUGUUGCCUUCAGCAGGUUGGAGCGAGCAUACAACAUCAGGUAUCCGGAACGUGUAAGAUGGGCCCAUCCAGUGACCCGGAUGCAGUUGUAAACCCUGAACUACAGGUCUACGGCAUUCGUAACUUGAGAGUAGUGGAUGCAUCCGUGAUGCCAUUUCUACCGGCCGCUCAUACCAACGGAGUAGUGUACAUGAUCGGUGAAAAAGCUGCCGACAUGGUUAAAAAAGACUGGGCCAACAAUGUUGACAGUUGAUGGUUCAAGUAGUUCGUAUUGUUUUCUAUUAAAA
Molecule: messenger RNA, 2271 nt
Organism: Ochlerotatus camptorhynchus
Lineage: Eukaryota; Metazoa; Arthropoda; Insecta; Diptera; Culicidae
Product: glucose dehydrogenase [FAD, quinone]-like
Exons: 5
Coding region: 261-2237 (658 amino acids)
Molecular function (GO): oxidoreductase activity, acting on CH-OH group of donors; flavin adenine dinucleotide binding
Source: RefSeq, a predicted model, not a curated record